AUGCCUUCCUCUGUUCUUCUUCUUGGUGCAACUGGCGGAAUCGGUGCCCUAAUCGCAGGUCAACUUUCCAGUCAUCGGCACCAAUUUGAUCGCGUUGCAUUUUUAACAGCAAUAGCCGACGCUGGCCCAGAAAAGGAGGCCAAGUACAAGGCUGUCCCUUUGCCUCGCAUUGUCGGGGCUCUCGAUGAUCCCGCAUCAUACAAUGGCUUCGAUAUUGUCGUUUCCUCCGUCAACGACUUGGAAGGUGCACAAAUUAGAUACAUCGACGCCGCAUUUGCAGGUGGCAUCAAGCAUUUUUACCCCGCUGAAUUUGGAAUGGAUCUUACGCGCCCUGAAAUCCAAGAAGAAUCAUUCUUUGCACGGAAGCUGAAUAUUCGCAAACAUCUUGAACAUGUUGUCAGUCAAGAUCCAUCCAGGGGCUUUACAUAUAUCCUGGUGGGCAUGUGGAGCAACUGGAUGUUGGACUUCAACAUUUUCGGUCUCUCUGACGACAAAAAGAGCGCCACUUUCGUAGGAGCUCCGGACACGCUGCUGACCACCACCCACGCUGAAGACGUCGCCUCUGUUACUGUUCUUUCGCUCUUACCUUCGCAUUUGAAGUCGUUGUCGGAGCGUCGCCAUAUUCGCCUCGCUGGAUCGACCUUGACAAUUUCACAGUAUUAUUCUGUCUUGUCAAAGGUCCUUGGGCACGAUAUUAACGUUCAAUACGUCUCCAAAGAAGCCUCAUACUCUGAGGCCGAGGACCCCAAAGAAAAAUCCAACCACUUAGCAAUUAUACUCGCAUCUCUGAAGCGCACCCUUGGGUUUGGAGGAUCUGUCUUGGAAGGAGUUGACAACGACUCGUAUCCGGAGAUCACAGUAAAAUCAUGGGAGGAGGUGGUAAAGGCAAGGUUUUCUUGA
Psilocybe cubensis is the source of this 900-nucleotide messenger RNA. Its product is annotated as Isoflavone reductase-like protein IRL. The transcript has 3 exons. Lineage: Eukaryota; Fungi; Basidiomycota; Agaricomycetes; Agaricales; Agrocybaceae. The record is from RefSeq and is a predicted model, not a curated record. The coding region runs from base 1 to 900 and encodes 299 amino acids.